GGAAGGAGAAGCUGAUCUUCACAGAUCCUGAAAUAUUUGUUGGCUCCUCAAACCCUUCCCCUUUCCACGAACGCCUCCUUCACUUUCCUCCCUUUGCUUAUAUAAGAUACUUCUCACUCCCUCAGUUUCCAUCACUCCUAUUCACAACCUUAUUACGAGCAGCUAGCUAUCAAAAUCUCCAGCUCCUCCUUUCCACGUCCGUACAGAUUUAAGUACAAUUUAGCCACAGAUCAAAUGGCUCAAUAUUUGGCGCUAGAUAAUACGGUCGACUUCGAGGACUACUUCCCGUCCAUGAUUGCACGGCUGGGAGCAGAAGGGUUUAUAGGGGAGCUCUGCAACGGGUUUCGUUUGCUGAUGGAUUGCGAAAAGGGGCUCAUCACGUUCGAGAGCUUGAAGAGGAACAGUUCUCUGCUAGGAUUGCAUGACAUGGGGGAUGACGAGCUUGUUUGCAUGCUGCUGGAAGGUGAUCUUGACGGAGAUGGGGCGCUGAGCCAGAUGGAGUUUUGCAUUCUCAUGUUUAGGUUGAGCCCUGGCUUGUUGGAUGGAACUAAAAGAUGGGUGGAAGAUUUUGAUGUAGUAACUGAACGAAGCUAGCUAAGACUUGUUUAAUUGUUUUCGUAUCAAAUAAUUCCCUCAUUCAUCCAGAGAAAAUAAAAACAAAAUCCACCCCAACCAAAAGGGUUUAAAUAAUUUCAUGCA
Molecule: messenger RNA, 699 nt
Organism: Juglans regia (Persian walnut)
Lineage: Eukaryota; Viridiplantae; Streptophyta; Magnoliopsida; Fagales; Juglandaceae
Product: calcium-binding protein KRP1-like
Exons: 1
Coding region: 235-594 (119 amino acids)
Molecular function (GO): calcium ion binding
Source: RefSeq, a predicted model, not a curated record